Messenger RNA from Cryphonectria parasitica EP155, 2937 nucleotides. RefSeq lists its product as uncharacterized. Lineage: Eukaryota; Fungi; Ascomycota; Sordariomycetes; Diaporthales; Cryphonectriaceae. The coding region runs from base 1 to 2793 and encodes 930 amino acids. The record is from RefSeq and is a predicted model, not a curated record. The transcript is spliced from 2 exons. Gene Ontology annotation, molecular function: nucleic acid binding; ATP binding.
AUGGCUGGAAACACUGGCACCUGGCAUGAAACGAGCGUGCAAGCUGCACAGGACCACCGAACCACGUACCAGGUCACCACCGCCGUAGGGGGCCAGAAGCGUCCAGUCGAGGUCCCGAAUGCAGCGGCCGCUGAUAAGCAUCGGGCCACGAAGAGAGUUGCCUCCUUUCGGACGGCUGCAUCUGUCACCUCGGCACUGCCAAGUCUGGUGGCCAGCGAGGUCACGAGGCAUCCAUCUGCGGCGACGCGGGGUGGCACCGUGGAUGGCCUGUCGGAGUACUCGCAGAGGAAACAAUUCCCCUCCACCCCGACGCCAGCCCAUGAUGCACAGCUAAGAUUGUCUCAUCCCGCUUAUAGGCUCCCAGCACCGCUGGUGGCCAACCUCGAAUCGCUCGGCAUCAAAAGUAUAUACCCCUGGCAGAAGCAAUGUCUCCUGCAGCCAGGCCUUCUCCAGGGCAAGAGGAACCUCGUCUAUACUGCACCGACAGGCGGCGGAAAAUCCCUUGUUGCAGACGUCUUGAUGGUCAAAAGAGUGCUUCAAGACAGGGACGCCAAAGCCUUGCUGGUCCUGCCCUAUGUCGCUCUUGUCCAAGAGAAGGUCCGUUGGCUGAGGAACGUGGUCAGCGGUAUCUCGAGGGCGGCCAUUACUGGGCCGAUCAAAGAUUCCGAGCGCAGGCUCUGGAGGAAGCGUGCAGACGAGGACACCGUCAGAGUUGUUGGUUUCUUCGGCGGAAGCAAGAUCAAGCAGACGUGGGCCGACUUCGAUAUCGGUGUGUGCACCAUGGAGAAGGCAAACGCACUUGUCAAUGGCGCAAUCGAUGAUGGUUCCUAUACUCAGCUCAAGGUCAUCGUGCUCGAUGAACUUCACAUGAUUGAUGACGACCACCGCGGCUACCUGCUUGAGCUCAUGGCGACGAAGCUGCUCUCUCUGGACGAUGCCGUGCAGGUCAUUGGUAUGAGCGCCACACUCACAAAUAUCAAGCUUCUUGCAGCUUGGCUUCAUGCGCAUUUUUACGAAACCGCCUACAGGCCUGUGCCGAUUGAGGAACAUCUAGUUUACGAUGGCAAUGUCUAUGCAGCUGAGACAACGAGCGGCUCCAUCAGGGCGGCAACACAAGCAAAUGGCGGAAGCCAAGAUAGCCUACGGGCGAGGCCGGAUGUGCUGGGCUCCAUCGCCCCAUCUGCUGCGAAAGAGUUACAGGAUCCUGUGCUGAACUCGGUCGUUGCGUUGGCAUGUGAGACGGCUCGCGCUGGCUAUGGUGUGCUGGUGUUUGCGGGCAGCCGCGCUGGCUGUGAGUCCGAUGCGCUGACCAUCAGUCGCACCAUGCCUCUUCUGAGUGAGAUGAACGUAGAUGCCCAGGAAAAGCGAGCAGAUCUGCUUGGAGAUCUUCGGAGCCUGCCGGGUGGCCUAGAUGCGACACUCGAGCAGACAAUCCCAAGAGGAGUCGCUUUCCAUCAUGCCGGGCUCACUAUUGAGGAGCGAGAGCUGAUCGCCAAUGCGUACGACUGUGGGAUGAUUAAAAUCUGUGUGGCCACUUGCUCCCUGGCAGCGGGCAUCAACCUGCCGGCGAGGCGUGUGAUCCUACACAAUGCCCGCAUGGGUCGCGAUCUCGUGGGACCUGCCCUGCUGCGCCAGAUGAGGGGGCGAGCUGGUCGGAAAGGCAAAGACGAGGUUGGGGAGACAUAUCUCUGCUGUCGACAGGGGGACCUUGAAGAUGUCGAGGACCUGAUGCGAGCAGAUCUGCCUCAGGUGGCGAGCUCUCUCAGCACCGACAAGCAGCGCAUACAGAGAGCACUGCUCGAGGCCGUUGCUGUACGGCUUGCCACCAGUCAGGAAUCACUCGACGAUUACAUCCGGCGGACACUGCUCUACCACUCCAUCGACGUCGAAAAGAUCCACGACCUCGUCAAGACCAGCCUCUCGGACUUACAGUCAAGAGGCUUCAUCGCCAUCGACCAGUUCUCCAACUUCGAAGCAACGCAGCUGGGCAAGGCAAUCGUGACCUCGUCGCUUGACCCGGAAGACGGCAUCUUCAUUCACGAGGAGCUGAAGAAGGCGCUUCGAGCUUUUGUGUUGGAUGGCGAGAUGCAUAUCCUCUACAUGUUCACACCCGUCCAGAAUAUGUCGGUCACCAUCAACUGGAAGGUCUAUUCCAUUGAAAUGGAAGGUCUUGAUGAGAGCGGCAUGCGGGUACUCGGCUUUCUGGGGUUGAAACCCACGGAGAUUAUCAGGAUGUCGCGUGGAGGCACGAUGAAGACCUCAACCACCCAGGAGAAGGAACUCAUCCGUGUCUACCACCGCUUCUACCUCGCGCUGCAGCUUCGUGAACUCUGUAACGAGAUGCCCGUGCACCGCGUGGCGCAGAAGUACGAGGUGCCGCGUGGGACUGUGCAGACGCUGGCGCAGACCUGCCAGGGCUUUGCAGCUGGCAUGAUCAAAUUCUGUGAGCAGAUGGGCUGGGGUGUCAUGGCCGCCGCGCUGGACCACUUCUCGGACCGGCUCAAAGCCGGCGCAAGGUCGGACCUGCUAGAGCUGGCUAGGAUCACAUUUGUCAAGAGCAGGACCGCGCGCGUCUUUUGGGACAAUGGGCUGCGGAGUGUGGCUGCGGUCGCAAACGCAGAUCCUCAGGAGCUGGUGCCCAUACUGAUGCAAGCGCAGCCAAACAAGCUACGUCUCGAGGCCAAGGACGAGGAAAAGUACAAGGAGAAGUUGCUGAACAAGGCGAAUGUCAUUGCAAACUCUGCAAACAAGCUUUGGCAAAUCGAGCUGCAGCAAGACAUGGACGAGGAAUGAUAGUAAGUGAUCUAGACCCAGAGCUCACCGCUCAAGUCUACCUCCAAACCGGAUCGGAGGCAUCGGCAAGUUCGUUGUGUUUCGUUGUGGAUAAAGGGUGGUAUCUGUGCAACUCUCUCGUCCCAAUCAAUGCGUUACUGCUAG